Messenger RNA from Trichosporon asahii var. asahii CBS 2479, 273 nucleotides. RefSeq lists its product as uncharacterized. The coding region runs from base 1 to 273 and encodes 90 amino acids. Gene Ontology annotation, molecular function: phosphatase activity. NCBI's taxonomy places the organism in Eukaryota, Fungi, Basidiomycota, Tremellomycetes, Trichosporonales, Trichosporonaceae. The transcript is spliced from 3 exons. The record is from RefSeq and is a predicted model, not a curated record.
AUGCUGCUGAUUCCGGAUACUGAGGGCAAACCGACGCGAGCUGCCACAUACUUCAACGACCUCCACACUGACAGUGCAGGAUCCAAGCUCCGACACUUCAGAGAGAUCCACCGUAAAACUGGAAUUCCUUACGAGCAGAUGCACAGAAACUUUGAAGUUGAGGAUCUCGGUGUGACGAUGCAGUUUGUCAAGACGGGCGUCGACCGCAAGACUUUUGAGGAGGGUCUUGCCCUCUGGCGCCAGCGCCGCGGUAUCAAGGUGCAGCGUGAAUAG